GUGUGCCAAAGGAAACUUGGCCCGGUGAACUGCGCGUUGCGCUGGUGCCGCUGAACGCAAAGAAACUCAUUGGCCUGGGUUUCACAAUCACGCUCGAAAGUGGCGCAGGAGCUGCUGCGGGUUUUCUCGAUUCCGCCUACGAGGAAGUGGGUGUUCAGAUUUCCGCCGACCACAAUCAGGUCCUGUCUGGUGCCGACCUUAUUUUUCGGGUGCGCAAACCGUCCCUGGCCGAAGUGGAACAUCAUAAGACGGGUGCCAUCAGCAUCAGCUUCUUAGACCCCUUCAAUGAAAAAGAACUGGUGGAAUCCCUGGCCAGCCACGGUGUGGUGAGCAUCUCCAUGGAGAUGAUUCCCCGCAGCACCCGCGCGCAGAAGAUGGAUGCGCUGUCUUCUCAGGCUAACCUUGCGGGUUAUGUCACCGUGAUUCUGGCCGCGAUGCAUUGUCCUAAAAUUAUGCCGAUGAUGAUGACACCUGCGGGCACAAUUGCGCCGGCGCGCGUAUUUGUCAUUGGUGCCGGGGUGGCGGGUUUGCAGGCCAUCGCCACAGCAAAACGUCUGGGCGCUCGUGUGGAAGCCUUUGACACACGUCCGGUUGUUGCUGAACAGGUGCAGUCGCUGGGUGCAAAGUUUGUUGAAAUUGAUCUGGGUGAGGUAGGGCAGACCGAUCAGGGCUACGCUAAAGAACUGACCCCGGAGCAAAUUGAGCUGCAACGCGAAGGUCAGAAAAAGGUGAUUGCGCAAAGCGAUGUGGUGAUCACCACAGCUCAGCUGUUCGGACGCCCAGCACCGGUUAUUGUCAGCCGGGAUAUGGUUGAAGCCAUGAAACCUGGCAGCGUAGUCGUAGAUAUGGCGGUUGAAACCGGCGGUAAUGUCGAAGGCUCGGUGUUAAACGAAGUGGUCGACAUUAAUGGCGUCAAAGUCAUUGGCAUGGGCAACCUGCCCAGCGAAGUGGCGCGUAACGCCAGCGAAAUGUACUCGAACAACCUGUUCAAUCUGAUUGGUGAUUUCUGGGACGAAGAGGCGAAAAGCCUGAAUCUCAAUCCCGAAGACGACAUUGUGCAGGCUUGUGUCAUCACCCGCGAUGGUGCCCGCAACUUUGCAUACACCUUUGAUGUCCGGAGCGAACGCCAUAUCGGGCAUUACUAUCGUUGGCGCAUUGAUUUCAGCGUGAGCAUUGAACUCAUCAACGUCGUUUACAUUGUAGCCGCAGCGCUUUUUGUAUUCGGACUGAAACAGCUCGGUUCUCCUGCUACCGCUGUACGCGGUAACUUACUGUCCAGCGUGGGCAUGCUGAUCGCGGUAGUGGCGACGCUGUUUAACGCGGAAAUUCUGUCCUUCAGCUGGAUAAUUGGUGCGAUUGUUGUUGGCUCUAUCGUGGGCUAUGUGGCCGCUGUGAAAAUCGAAAUGACCAGCAUGCCGGAAAUGGUUGCUCUGUUUAACGGUUCUGGUGGUAUUGCCAGUCUGCUGGUGGGUUGGGCUGCAUUGUAUAAUCUGGACAACACAACGUUCACCUAUGUGACCAUCGUUGUGUCUGUGGUUAUUGGCGGGCUGACGUUCACCGGCAGUAUUCUGGCCUGGGGUAAGCUGUCGGAAGUAAUGCCGUCGCGAGCCAUCGUAUUUGGCGCGCAGCGGAUCUUCAACGGUGUGUUGUUACUGGCGUUGAUCACCUGCUCAGUACUGUUCUGCCUGGAUCCAUCAGCCAGUUCUCCUUACCUGUUUGCGAUCAUCAUCUUAGCCUGUCUUUUUGGUGUGAUGGCGGUGUUACCCAUCGGUGGUGCAGACAUGCCGGUUGUCAUUUCGCUGCUCAACAGCUACUCAGGUCUUGCUGCCUGUGCGGCGGGUUUUGCGAUACACAACAAUAUUCUGAUUGUUGCAGGUUCGAUGGUUGGCGCCGCUGGUAUCAUCCUGACUAAUAUCAUGUGUAAAGCGAUGAACCGUUCACUCGCCAAUGUGCUGUUCUCAGGAUUUGGUGCAGUUAAGCAGGCGACGAAGGUUGAAGGCGAAGUUAAACCCAUCAAUGCAGAAGAUGCUGCGCUGAUUCUGGAAGCGGCUCAAUCAGUUACUUUUGUACCCGGUUACGGCAUGGCUGUUGCUCAGGCACAGCACGUGGUUCGCGAGUUGGGUGAAAUGCUUGAAGCUAACGGUGCAGAAGUGACCUACGCUAUUCACCCUGUGGCAGGACGUAUGCCUGGUCAUAUGAACGUGCUGCUUGCAGAGGCCAGUGUGCCUUACGAUCAGCUGGUCGAAAUGGAUGAUAUCAACCCUCGUAUCGACAAAAUCGAUGUGGCGGUUGUGAUUGGCGCUAACGACGUGGUUAACCCGGCAGCAAAUGAUGAUGAAAACAGCCCGAUUUACGGGAUGCCGAUUAUCAACGUGAACCAGGCUCGCACGGUAUUUGUGCUCAAGCGUUCAAUGGCUUCAGGUUUCUCAGGCGUGGAUAACCCGCUGUUCUUCGGUGAAAACACACGUAUGUUGUUUGGUGAUGCAAAAGAAUCGCUGGCCGCGGUGCUUAACGAGCUCAAGUAA
This is a messenger RNA of Symbiodinium necroappetens, 2525 nucleotides long. NCBI's taxonomy places the organism in Eukaryota, Dinophyceae, Suessiales, Symbiodiniaceae. The record is from the annotation of a GenBank genome assembly.